GCCCCCCCUAUUUUGCCACAUCAUAUCCGGCUCGAUGGGUUUAGGAUCUAGCCAAGCCUUGGUCUCCUCCCAACAUCCGGGGUGUGCAGCUGCUCGACGGCGACAGGGUGGGGAAUCGGAACGUUACGGGGGAACCAAGCGGUGCAACUGGUCAGCCCCCGGGCAUGUUUGCUGCGUUGUCUAGGUUAGGGCCGUGCAAGCCGAACCAACACGUCAACACCUGCGGUGAGACAUGGCUGGGGGGGGGGAGCUACGACUGCGAGGGAACUGUGAGAGAGACGGGGGGGACAAUGGGCAUGUUGUACCAGGAUCAAUACCAAGUGUCACCGCUACAUGCCUCUCGGACUCUCCGAGUACUCUCCUCGUCCUGCAUGCUCGACGCCAACUCGACGAGCUUAUUGCCCCUCCACAAAUCAGCGACCAGUGGUCAUCUAUCCAUCCUUGAGCAGGUCGACUUGCUUCGACCUCCACAUUGUCUCCACCUCACCCUCCCCCUCUCCCCCUCUAAAACUCCAUAUGUACCCGUCUAUGCCUAUCAUCGGAGACCGGUCGAGAGGGAGAUCCGCCUCACCUAGGGCGCACAGCUCCGAAGGUCUAUCACUGCAGGUUGGCGGGACCAUGGUAUACUUUACGUACUCGACAACGAGAAGCCAAACCCGCCAGUACAGUAAGGUACCCCAACCUCGCGCGACCGCUCCCCCCCCCGGCGGUCCUGCAGGAAAACGUGUCGUGUCCCCAUGCAGGCCAAGAAGGCUGCCUGUGUGGCCGCACAGCAGGGGCGGCCGGGGGAGAUCCCAUGACCACCGCCAUUUAAGGACAGCCAAUAUUGAAGAACAACAACAGCAGCAGCAGCAGCAGCAUCACUUAGGCAGGAGCCGUCCCCACGACGAAGUGAGUGGGGUGUGGAUGUGGGGAGGUACACUGCGCGAGUUGGGCGUACUGUACCGCCCGUUAUCUCUGUGCUCACAUGCCUGUGACCGGUCUGGCCGCUUUCGUUGACCUGCCCCCCCCUAUUUCCACGGAAUCACCUUCCGUUGAGGUGGUCUUUCACGUGCCAAGCCUGGGGGAUAGAUGAUAUGCUCCGGUUGCCAGCGGAUAGUUAUCCA
Molecule: messenger RNA, 1106 nt
Organism: Phialemonium atrogriseum
Lineage: Eukaryota; Fungi; Ascomycota; Sordariomycetes; Cephalothecales; Cephalothecaceae
Exons: 1
Coding region: 334-999 (221 amino acids)
Source: RefSeq, a predicted model, not a curated record